Molecule: messenger RNA, 2318 nt
Organism: Ziziphus jujuba (common jujube)
Lineage: Eukaryota; Viridiplantae; Streptophyta; Magnoliopsida; Rosales; Rhamnaceae
Product: flotillin-like protein 4
Exons: 2
Coding region: 47-1498 (483 amino acids)
Biological process (GO): protein localization to plasma membrane
Cellular component (GO): plasma membrane raft; plasma membrane
Source: RefSeq, a predicted model, not a curated record
CUAAAAGGCUUUAGCCGCUAUUUUCUAUAGAAACAAACAUACAAACAUGUAUAAGGUAGCAAGUGCGUCGCAAUACCUUGUGAUCACCGGCGCUGGAAUCGACGACAUUAAGCUAGCUAAAAAAUCAUGGAUUUUCCCCGGCCAAUCCUACACCGUCUUCGACCUCUCCCCGGUGAAUUACACCUUCGAAGUCCAAGCCAUGAGCGCCGAGAAGCUCCCCUUUAUUCUCCCAGCCGUCUUCACCAUCGGUCCCCGAGUCGACGACAAGAGCAGCCUCCUAAAAUAUGCCAAGCUUUUGUCGUCCCAUGACAAGCUCUCAAACCAUGUCAAAGAGCUCGUACAGGGUAUCAUCGAGGGCGAGACUCGCGUCCUCGCCGCCUCAAUGACAAUGGAACAGAUUUUCAAGGGCACAAAAGAGUUUAAGAAAGAGGUUUUCGAGAAGGUCCAGCUCGAACUCAACCAGUUCGGGCUUUUGAUCUACAAUGCAAAUGUCAAACAGUUAGUGGAUGUUCGUGGACAUGAGUAUUUCUCUUACUUGGGGCAGAAGACUCAGAUGGAAGCUGCUAACCAGGCCAAAGUCGAUGUGGCGGAGGCGAAGAUGAAAGGAGAGACCGGAGCGAAGCUCCGGGAGGGACAGACACUCCAGAAUGCGGCGAAGAUCGACGCGGAGACGAAGAUCAUAUCGACGCAGAGGGUGGGUGAGGGGAAGAAGCAGGAGAUUAAGGUGAAUACGGAGGUGAAAGUUUAUGAGAACGAGAAGGAAGCGGAGGUGGCUUUGGCGAACUCGCAACUAGCGAAGAAAAAGGCUGGGUGGGCGAAGGAAGCUAAGGUUGCAGAGGUGGAGGCAAACAAGGCGGUGGCUCUGCGAGAUGCGGAGUUGCAGAAAGAGGUUGAGAGAAUGAAUGCCAUGACAAGGACUGAGAAGCUCAAGGCUGAGUUCCUUAGCAAAGCCAGUGUUGAGUACGAAACCAAGGUGCAAGAGGCUAAUUGGGAUCUCUACAAUAAACAAAAAGCAGCAGAAGCAAUUCUAUACCAAAAAGAGAAAGAAGCCGCUGCAAGGAAAGCAACAGCCGAAGCAGAACUCUACGCACGGCAACAGGCGGCGGACGGAGAGUUCUAUGCGAAGAAAAAAGAGGCGGAGGGACUGGUAGCGCUGGGACAAGCUCAAGGCGUAUAUUUGCGCACCCUUUUGGAAGCUCUGAAAGGUGAUUAUGCUGCGCUGAGGGACUACUUGAUGAUCAACAGUGGAAUGUUUCAGCAGAUUGCCAAGACCAAUGCUGAAGCCGUCCGUGGUCUUCAACCCAAGAUUAGCAUCUGGACUGGUGCUGAUGGCAGCAGUGGCGGUACCAGUAGCGGCGCUGCUAAUUCCGCCAUGAAAGAUGUGGCCGGAGUUUACAAGAUGUUGCCGCCACUGUUCAAGACUGUUGAGGAGCAGACAGGAAUGCUUCCACCUACUUGGAUGGGCACUUUGGCUCGUGACUCUGCUCAUUCCAGCUAACCAUCAAGUAAAUAAUUAGGAAUUGAGAGCUCUUUUCUUUUUAUUUUAUUUUUGUUAUAUCGCUAUUUUUCUUGUACUUGGGGUUUUAGGAUGUUUAUUGUUGUUUACACAGAUUUAAUGGUUUGAUUUAUUAACAACUAUAUAUAUAUUAAAUAUUUCUUAAUAGUUACAUGAUAUUUCUCUAAAUUCUUUUCUAAACGACAUGAGGAAGAAAAAAAAAAUUGAGACAGAUUUGUCAGUAACUCGUUUUUGGUUACCAAGAUCUGAAAAAAUGGUGAAUCUUUUAAUUUAGUUUUUUCUUUUUUCACUUAGGAAAUUUGGUUUUUGUUCAUGUCAAAAAGAUUUGUCCAUGACCCAAAAAACAAAAUACAAUAAAAGGAUUUGUCAAUAUCCUUAAUUAAUUUAUACAUAGUUCAUAAUCUUUUGUUAGUGUAUAUUUAAAUAUUCCAUGUUAAUCGUUUCUAUUAAAUUAUCAAGCUCGGUCGUGUAAUAAUUGUGUCUUGCCGUAGAGGUGUAAUAUACAUAAAAACAUAAAAUCGAUUUAUUAAAGCUAAAUUAUUUUGUUUCAUAAAACAUAAAACAAUAUUAAAAAAGGUUUAAAUAAAUUAAAUCAUAGACAACCAAUAAUCACAUUCAUAAUUUAAUAAAAAUUUUGACAUAUUAUAUAUUUGAGUAAUGCUAUUUGCACCAUCAAAAUUUCUUUUUAAAUUGUUUUUUAUUACUUAGAUUACUUUAAAACCCUUUUGACCUUUUUUUUUUUUUUUUUUUUGUACAAUUUUUAAAAUUAGUCCAAGUUUCUAAUUUUUUUACAUCAGAAGAA